This is a messenger RNA of Branchiostoma belcheri (Belcher's lancelet), 1842 nucleotides long. RefSeq names its product tetratricopeptide repeat protein 28-like. Lineage: Eukaryota; Metazoa; Chordata; Leptocardii; Amphioxiformes; Branchiostomatidae. The transcript has 2 exons. Bases 84 to 1766 code for a protein of 560 amino acids. The record is from RefSeq and is a predicted model, not a curated record. Gene Ontology annotation, molecular function: protein binding.
AUUUUGAAGAACCUGGUGAAAAAGAUGUGCCACCGGAGAUCUCAGAACUGGUCUCACUGGACAUCAGGGAACUGGAACAACUGAUGAUGGGAAAACCCAGGAAGAAAACAUUCUCAAGGAGCUCUUGGUCAUCUGGGUAUGGAACAGGCCCUUCUGGAUCAGCACCCAGCAGACCAUUCUCAUAUACAGGUGAGAUUGAUACCAAGGACACGCUGGAGGUCAAGGGUCUCCUUGCUGAACUCAACACACCUGUGGUAAAGCAAGACAAGGCACAACAGUUUGACCUGUACUGUCAGAUAGGAGAUCUCUACAGGACAAAACUACACAACUUACAGUCAGCUCUGCAGUAUUACCAGAACAUGUUAGACUGUUCUCAGGAACUGUCAGAAGACACAAAACAAGCCAAGGCCUACAACAGACUAGGUUUAACAUGUGAUAUCUUAGGUUUACCACAGGAAGCCUUUAGAAAUCAUGAGAAAGCUCUGGCUAUCUACAAAGUAGAAACCAAAAAUGAAACUAAUAUUUGUGUAGCUUACAAAAACCUGGCCUCAUCAUUAGCACUGUCAGGUCAAGUGUCAGAUUCAAAAAUCAACUAUGAAUCAGCCUUGGCUGUUGCCAUGGAGACAGGAAACAAGACCGAACAGAUAGACAUUUACUGUAAGCUGGGUGAUUUACACAGAGAACAGCUACAUGAACCACAGGAAUCACACAAGUACUACACAGAGAUGUUGGCACUAGCCAGGGACUUGGGGAGGAAGGACAGGGAGAGGCAGGCUUACAACAGACUUGGACAUGCCCAUUAUGACAUGGGGGAGUAUGAAGAAAGUUUGGAGUGGAGCAAGAAAGACCUGAAGAUGAGCCAAGAAAGUGGAGACAAGACUGGACAGAUAAUAGCACAUAUAAACAUAGCUGAUUCCUACGAGGCACUGGGUAAACUGGACCUGGCCAGAUCUCACUAUCAAUCAGCAAUGACCAUCGCCAUGGAGACAGGAAACAAACAGCAACAGAUGGACAUUUACUGUAAGCUGGGUGAUUUACACAGGAAACAGCUACAUGAACCACAGGAAUCACACAAGUACUACACAGAGAUGUUGGCACUAGCCAGGGACUUGGGGAGGAAGGACAGGGAGAGUCAGGCUUACAACAGACUUGGACUGGCUCAUCAUGACAUGGGGGAGUAUGAGGAAAGCUUGGAUCGGCACAAGAAGCACCUGAAGAUGAGACAAGAAAGUGGAGAUAAGACUGAACAGAUAACAGCACAUAAAAACAUAGCUGUUUCCUACAAGGCACUGGGUAAACUGGACCUGGCCAGAUCUCACUAUCAAUCAGCAAUGACCAUCGCCAUGGAGACAGGAAACAAGACUGAACAGAUGGACAUUUACUGUGAGCUGGGUGAUUUACACAGGGAACAGCUACAUGAACCACAGGAAUCACACAAGUACUACACAGAGAUGUUGGCACUAGCCAGGGACUUGGGGAGGAAGGACAAGGAGAGUCUGGCAUACAACAGACUUGGACGGGUCCAUUAUGUCAUGGGGGAGCAUGACGAAACUUUGGAGUGGGACAAGAAGAACCUGAAGAUGAGCCAAGAAAGUGGAGAUAAAACUGAACAGAUAAUAGUACAUAAAAAUAUAGCUGAUUCCUACAAGGCACUGGGUAAACUGGACCUGGCCAGAUCUCACUAUCAAUCAGCAAUGACCAUCGCCAUGGAGACAGGAAACAAACAGGAACAGGAGGACAUUACCAAGAAGCUGGCUAAUCUGUAACAAUACAGGAGGCUGAUGACAACUUUACAUCUUUACAGUACAAGACUGUAAAGUAAAAUGACUAAAAGACCAUAUA